Molecule: messenger RNA, 2099 nt
Organism: Cuscuta campestris
Lineage: Eukaryota; Viridiplantae; Streptophyta; Magnoliopsida; Solanales; Convolvulaceae
Source: the annotation of a GenBank genome assembly
CGGCAUUGGUAAAACUCGCCCACGCACUCGAAUUUCUCCGCAUACCAAAUGACCAACCAAACCACUUCCAUCGGCCAUUGAUCGCCACACGCCUCUCCUACAGCCCACCACCAAUCUUCUCGGUCAAAUCCAAACCCACGGCGCGUUUUUUGGAAGCACAUCGUUCUUGACGCGGUGAAUGGCGGUCUCAAGCGCAUUUUUAUCUACCAAACUGGUCGUCAGCAACGCCGUGGCUGCGACUCCUGCUUCAUUUGGGGUCUUCUGGAAGCCAUUUCCAACAGCAAGCGGCUGCUCGCUUCAUAGGGAUUCGUUGGAUUUGGGACUCCGUUGCCAGGUCUCGAAUGGCGUGGCUCAGUCUCAAAAUGUUUCAGAACCCUCAGCCUCCAGCCUCUCUGCUCUCGAGCUGCUCAAGACAUCUGCUGGUGACAGAUACACUAAGGAAAGAUGUAGUGUUGUUGUUAUUGGUCUCAGUAUCCACACCUCACCUGUUGAAAUGCGUGAAAAGCUAGCUAUUCCUGAAGCAGAGUGGUCUCGAGCCAUUGACGAGCUCUGUAAUUUGAAUCAUAUUGAAGAAGCUGCCAUUCUUAGUACCUGUAACAGGAUGGAGAUAUAUGUUGUUGCUCUUUCUCAGCAUCGGGGUGUAAAAGAAGUGACUGAAUGGAUGUCAAAGAAAAGUGGAGUCCCAGUCCCUGACAUUUGCAAGCACCGUUUCUUGCUUUACAACAAAGAUGCCACUCAGCACCUCUUUGAGGUAUCGGCCGGGCUGGACUCAUUGGUUUUGGGAGAAGGUCAAAUCCUUGCACAGGUGAAGCAAGUUGUCAAGGUUGGCCAGGGGGUGACCGGCUUUGGGAGGAAUAUCAGCGGACUGUUCAAACAUGCCAUCACUGUGGGAAAGAGAGUGAGAAGUGAAACAAACAUUGCCGCAGGUGCUGUUUCCGUUAGUUCAGCUGCUGUUGAGUUGGCAUUGAUGAAGCUUCCUGAAUCAUCACAAGCAAGUGCUAGGAUGUUGGUUAUUGGUGCAGGAAAGAUGGGGAAGCUGGUUAUCAAGCACUUGGUAGCCAAGGGCUGUACGAAAAUGGUGGUUGUUAAUAGAAGCGAGGCUAGAGUUGCUGCGAUCCAGGAGGAGAUGACAAAAGAUAUUGAGAUAACGUACAAGCCUCUAGAAGAGAUGUACGAUUGUGCCUCGGAUGCAGAUGUAGUCUUCACCAGCACUGCCUCAGAAACACCAUUGUUUCUCAAAGACCACGUGCUUGGUCUUCCACCGGUAAGCCCUAGUGUUGGGGGAUUAAGGCUAUUCGUUGACAUCUCGGUUCCCAGGAAUGUGGGUGCUUGUGUGGAUGAGCUGGAGACCUCACGGGUAUACAACGUGGACGACCUCAAGGAGGUUGUUGCUGCAAACAAGGAAGACCGCCUCCGAAAAGCAACGGAUGCCCAAGCAAUCAUUUCAGAAGAAUCACAACAGUUUGAAGCUUGGCGGGACUCACUGGAGACGGUCCCCACCAUCAAGAAGCUGCGAGCUUAUGCGGAAAGGAUCAGAGUGGCCGAGCUUGAGAAAUGCUUGUCGAAAAUGGGAGACGACGUCACAAAGAAGACGAGGAAGGCGAUAGAUGAUCUGAGCAGGGGAAUAGUAAACAAGAUUCUUCACGGUCCGAUGCAACACCUGAGGUGUGAUGGGACUGACAGCCGGACAUUGAGCGAGACCCUGGACAACAUGAACGCACUAAACAGGAUGUUCAACCUCGACAUUGAAAUGUCUGUGUUGGAACAGAAGAUAAGGGCUAAGGUAGAGCAAACACAGAAGUGAGGAAGAGGACCUGGUAGAGCAAAACACCCAAAGCCUGCAUUCAUUCUGUGUGUCGAUUAUUCUGCUGCACAAUAGAGACCGCAUGUUAUGUAUACAUUCUUGGUAUUUUGCUUUGCUUUAAGCCAUGCUUGUAAGGAUGAUUUGUUGGAGUUCCUAGCUGAAAUCAACUCGUGAAAAUUGUUCAUAGUGCAUAUAGCAUUGUAACUAAAGCACUGUUCAUGUUUUCCUAUUGAUCGGGGCAUGAUCUUUUUCAAUUGCGAAUCCAUAAUUAUUGACUGAUUUAAGCAACAAUCCU